Sitodiplosis mosellana (orange wheat blossom midge) is the source of this 2219-nucleotide messenger RNA. RefSeq names its product protein scarlet (gene st). NCBI's taxonomy places the organism in Eukaryota, Metazoa, Arthropoda, Insecta, Diptera, Cecidomyiidae. Gene Ontology annotation, cellular component: plasma membrane. Bases 298 to 2142 code for a protein of 614 amino acids. The transcript is spliced from 13 exons. Gene Ontology annotation, molecular function: ATP hydrolysis activity; ATP binding; ABC-type transporter activity. The record is from RefSeq and is a predicted model, not a curated record.
UAUUUUGGAUUUCUCGGGGAGUUACACGAACUUGUUUUCAGCGAUCAUGUUACAUUGAUUCAAGAAAAUCUCUUCCAGGUUCCCUCAGUGAAAAAAAUACACGAUAUUUUUAAAUUGAUGCGAUACAUGUUUACCAUUUAGUUUUCAUCUGGGUUUAUUACUCGCAUAGGCCGUAAUAAAAAUCACAAUGUUAUCAUUCUCGUUGUAAAUUGGACGAAAUUUACCGAAAUUUCAUUAUUUACUCUUUGAUAAGAGCAGUAUAAAGUUGUGAACGAGAAGAAAUCUUGCGAAAUAAAAAUGGGUGAAUAUUCCGAAAUUACCGAAAUGGAUGACAUACAAUGCACCAAACCGUGCAGUGGAGCUACAUUAAUUUGGCGAAAUGUGAAUGUUUACACAAAAGAUAAGAAAAAUGGACGAGGAAAAAUGAAUCUAAAGCAAAUCAUAAACAAUUCGACGGGAUUUAUUCAGCCCGGCACUUUGAUGGCGGUUAUGGGAUCAAGUGGCGCCGGAAAAACUACACUAUUCUCUGCAUUGGCGUUUCGGAACAUGGCUGGAACUGUCGUAAAAGGUGAAAUUCUAGUAAACAAUCGACCAGUUGGACCAUUUAUGCAUCGUUUGAGUGGCUUCGUGCACCAAGAAGAUAUCUUUGAUGGCACUUUAACAGUUUUGGAGCAUAUGACUUUUAUUGCGAAUCUUAAACUGGACAAGCGGAUCAGCAGACAGAAGAAGAGCUCUUUAGUGAAUUCAACAUUGGGCAGGGUCGGCUUAUUACAUUGCGUCAAUACUCGAAUCGGGGAUACUGACAAAGGCAAAGCGCUAUCCGGUGGAGAGAAGAAACGGUUAUCUUUUGCUGCGGAACUUCUAACCAAUCCAGUUCUCCUUUUUUGUGACGAACCAACCACGGGAUUAGAUGCAUACAGUGCGCAGCAACUUGUGAGCAUUCUCGUUCGAUUGACAAAACAAGGAACGACGAUCAUGUGCACAAUCCACCAGCCUUCGAGUCAAAUAUUUUCCAUGUUCCACAAGCUAUUACUUUUAGCCGAUGGUCGUGUUAGUUUUAUCGGCACUCCUGAUGGAGCCAUUUCAUUUUUCUCAUUAAAUGGAUAUCAGUGUCCUGCUGCAUUCAAUCCCGCCGACUUUUUGAUUGGUGUCCUAUCGAAGACUGAACCGGGACAAGAGCCAAACAAUAUUGCUCAUCAGCUUUGUGAUGCAUUCGAAGCGUCUCGCAAAGAUCAAGUGAACGAACGACCGAACGGUUUCGUUAUCGAUGAGGAUAAUAAGCAGUAUGAAAUUCAAAAACCGCUUUGGAUAUUCACAGUUUAUUGGUUGAUCUAUCGGAAUUUUCUGAUUGUGGCGAGAGAUCCUUCCAUUCAAAAACUACGGAUUGUACAAAAAAUUGCAAUUGCCAUAAUGGCCGGUCUUUGUUUCUACGGUUCAGUUAGCUUGGAUCAGUAUGGCAUUCAGUCGGUGCAAGGAGCUUUGUUUAUACUGAUAUCCGAAAAUACAUUUGCGCCGAUGUAUUCAGCACUUAGUCUGUUCCCCAGAAGAGAUCCAUUGUUCAUACGUGAACGACAGGCAGGCUUAUACAAUACACUUCAGUACUAUAUAACGAAUGUUGCUGCAUUGAUACCUAGCUUGAUUGUUGAACCCUUCAUUUUUACCAUAAUUUUGUACUUUUUGGCUGAACUCAGACCAACAUUUUACGCAAUCUUCAUAACAUCGAUAGUAACAAUUAUUGUUAUGAAUGUUGCAACAGCUUGCGGUUGUUUCUUUUCAAUUGCAUUCAAUUCGGUGGACAUGGCCAUUGGAUUUCUCGUUCCGUUCGAUGUUUCUCUGAUGAUCACUUCCGGUGUCUUUAUAAAACUCAACUCCAUUCCAUAUCCGUUGAAUGUUAUUAAGUAUGUAUCUUGGAUGAAAUAUGCCAACGAAGCGAUGACAAUCGUUCAAUGGGAAGGCGUUACCAACAUAACUUGUAAUUUUGAAGCUCAAUUGCCGUGCAUUGGAUCGGCUGAGGAGAUCUAUAGUCAAUUCGAUUUUACUGAAGACGAUUUCUACACUGAUUUCUACGCCUUGGCGGCUUUGUAUUUGGCAUUCAAUAUUCUUGCUUUUCUGCUACUAUGGCUCAGAGUUAGGAAACAUUGAUGUGACAAAUGAUGUUAAAACACUUUAUUUCGGACGUAAUGAAUAUGCUGGUCGGUCCAGUUGAAUUUUGAACAACA